CGUUGGUUCUUAAAGUACAAGACUGACAGAAGAAGACAGAAGUUGGCGCCAUCCCCAAUUUUCUCAACCUCCGUCUUUAAAAUUUUCAAAUCUCCCUCGAAAAUGCUUUAAGUUUCAAACUCGUGCCUUUCUUGAUUCUUACGAUUGGUAUGGUCUGCUCUGCUCUUUCAUCUCUCUAAUCCAAACUCCAAUUUCCUUUGUCCAGUUAAGAGGUUGAAGAACAUGCAUGCUUGCCAUUUCACUCUGUCUAAGUUUUUAAAUUUUGGAGCUGUAACUGUACAACGAUCAUUAAACCUCCGGUUUUCACUCAAGUGUUCUUCCCAAAAAGUUGACAUGGAAAGUACUGGGCAAAGUGAUGCAAGAGGUGCUCUUAUUGUUCUAGAAGGUUUGGAUCGAAGUGGGAAGACCUCACAGUCUGCAAGGCUUCUUUCACACUUGAAUAGUCUUGGGUAUCCUGUAGAAUCAUGGCGGUUUCCAGAUAGAGAUACUGCAGUGGGGAAAAUGAUUUCUUCUUAUCUUACCAAUCAAUCUCAGUUGGAUGACCACACAAUUCAUCUACUCUUCAGUGCAAAUCGUUGGGAGAAAAGAUCAUUGAUGGAGGCUAAGCUUAAAAGUGGGACUUCCCUCAUUGUUGAUCGGUAUUCUUAUUCAGGUGUGGCUUUCUCAUCUGCCAAAGGACUUGAUAUCGAAUGGUGUAAGGCUCCUGAGGUAGGACUGCUGGCACCUGAUCUGGUUAUGUACCUCAACAUACCUCCGGAAAAAGCUGCUGAAAGAGGUGGUUAUGGAGGCGAGAGAUAUGAGCAGCUGGAGUUUCAGAAGAAUGUUGGCAAGUAUUAUGAGAUGCUUAGUGAUCCAUCUUGGAAGAUAAUCGAUGCAUGCCUCCCUUUGGAAGAUGUUGAGAAACAGAUGACGGAGAUUGUUUUAGAUUGUGUAGUCUCUUGCCAAAAAGGGAAACCACUUACUCACCUCUGGUUGUCGUAGUAAUUUCAUUUAUGCCAUGGGAAAUGUGUGUUGAAUAAUCAUAUAUGACUAGUCGCUGCUACAUCAUUUAUCUUGUCUAAUUUCUUUCAAAUUAUGAGCUGUCAUGUUUUAAAUUUUAAAUGAUUCGAAAGUUAUCGGUUUCCA
Molecule: messenger RNA, 1125 nt
Organism: Lactuca sativa (garden lettuce)
Lineage: Eukaryota; Viridiplantae; Streptophyta; Magnoliopsida; Asterales; Asteraceae
Product: thymidylate kinase
Biological process (GO): dTTP biosynthetic process; dTDP biosynthetic process; dUDP biosynthetic process
Cellular component (GO): cytosol; cytoplasm; mitochondrion
Molecular function (GO): dTMP kinase activity; nucleoside diphosphate kinase activity; ATP binding
Source: RefSeq, a predicted model, not a curated record